Messenger RNA from Amoebophrya sp. A25, 332 nucleotides. Lineage: Eukaryota; Dinophyceae; Syndiniales; Amoebophryaceae. The record is from the annotation of a GenBank genome assembly.
CCUCAUCAUGCCUUGAAGUGGGAAGACGACGACGCAGAAAAGACAGAGCGCGCCAGCAGUGGCGCUGGUGGGUUUGCACAGUUGUCUCCAGAAGAGGAAGAAGCAGAAAGGGUAAAGGCGGAAGAACUGCGAAAGCAGAGAUUAUGCAUGUAGAGAUACUUCUGAGUCGAGAAAGAUAAAUGCCAUUUUGAGACGAAUGCCAAAAGUUGAUGAAAGAAACCUAGAGGCUUUUCUCACACUCGCACAUGAUCUUGAUGUGCCACAUCAAUCAUCAUCUUGUUCUAAGAACAGCCUUGAUCCAAUUAGGCAACGAAGGUCGUAGAUUUCUCCAG